AUGCCCACAAAUCUUUCUCAGUGCUCAAACCUUGAGGUUUUGAAUCUCAUUGAUAACCAACUUGUGGGAAAAAUAUCUCAUGAGCUUGGCUCUUUGUCAAAGCUUCGAGAUUUAUUUUUGGCUAAAAAUAGUCUUACAGGAUCUAUUCCUCAUUCUAUUGGAAAUCUCUCCCAACUUUUGUCUCUUUCCGUUGGACGUAAUGGGUUGCAAGGAGAGAUUCCCAAGACAUUGUCCAAGCUUCGUGGUUUGAGGAAUGUUCAACUAGCAUUUAACCAACUCACUGGCAAGAUCCCACCAGCAAUCUUCAACAUGUCCAGCAUUAUCUAUUUUAGCGCUGGUGACAAUCAAUUGAGAGGGAGCAUUCCCCCUAAUAUCGGCGAUACUCUUCCUUCUCUUAGUUAUCUUGAUUUUCCUAGAAAUUUGUUUACUGGCAUUAUACCUCCGUCCUUAUCGAAUGCCUCCAACCUUCAGUACAUCUACUUUAACCAUAACAGUUUUCAUGGACCAAUGCCUGCAAAUCUUGGAAGGCUAAAAGCUCUUGAAGGAAUGUUUCUUAUGUCUAACCAGUUGCGAGAUGACUUCAGUUUUAUUACCUCAUUGACUAAUUGUUCAAUGCUGGAAAUUAUUGGGGUAGACCAUAAUUUUCUUGAGGGUCUCUUGCCGGAUUCCAUCGGCAAUCUUUCCAACAGCGUUAGACUAAUUGCUAUGUCAUCCAACGCAAUGUAUGGAACCAUUCCUCCAAGUAUUGGCAAUCUCUUCAACUUGUCUUUUCUUGGCUUGUCAAACAAUUCACUUAGCGGCCAUGUUCCUUCUUGUAUUGGAGCACUCUAUAACUUGCGCAAUUUGUACUUAAGCAUUAACAUGCUAACAGGAGAGAUCCCAUCGUCGAUCGGCAAUUUGACGUUAUUGAGUCUCCUUUACCUACCAUUCAACAACUUCUACGGGGAAAUACCGCAAAGCCUUGGUAACUGCAGGCAGCUAAUCGAGCUUGAGCUUUCAAACAAUAAUCUGAGUGGUCCAAUCCCGAGGGAGGUUCUUAGUCUUUCCACCAUUUCGAUUAUCUUCAACUUGGCACAUAACCAAUUGAGUGGAUCUCUUCCAUCCCAAGUUGGGUCCUUGACCAAUCUCGUGGAACUAGAUCUGUCUUACAAUAAGUUGACGGGACCAAUUCCUAGCUCCAUCAACAAGUGCUUGCUGUUGGGGCGGCUCAACUUAGCAGUCAAUUCCUUUCAUGGUGAAAUACCUCCGGCUUUAGGCACAUUACGAGGCUUACAAGAGUUGGAUGUUUCCCAUAAUGACUUAUCUGGGGAAAUCCCGAGCUUUCUCACUCAACUUACGAAUCUAAAGUACUUGAAUCUAUCUUCAAACAAGCUUGAAGGAAAAGUUCCGAAGCAAGGAGUAUUUCUCAAUGCUAGUGCAGUGUCCGUCUUUGAGAAUAGGAAUCUUUGUGGAGAGCUCUCUAGAGCCAUAGAUGGAUUCUCUGAGAACAAUGUGAUCGGUAAAGGAAGAUAUGGUACUGUCUAUAAAGGAAAUACAGAGGAACACAGCUGCAACGAUUUCAAAGUUCUCUUAUACGAAUACAUGGUUAAUGGGAGCUUAGAGAAUUGGAUACACAAGGGAAACGAAGAAGACGUUGAGCAUGAACAUGAACAUGGAAAGCCAGGACAUUUGGGACUAAUGCAAAGGUUAGACAUUGCCAUUGACAUAGCUUCCGCAAUCAAAUAUCUUCAUGAGGAUUGCAGCCCAAAGAUUGUACAUGGAGAUCUGAAGCCAAGUAACGUCCUUCUGGACAAUGAGAUGAUGGGACGAGUUGGGGAUUUUGGGUUGACGACAAUCAUCUCCGCUGCGACAACAGAGGUCAUGGACAUUGACGACCGUAGCAGAUCAAUGGCAGUGAGGGGUUUCGUAGGCUAUGUCCCUCCCGGACGACGUGAUGUCUCACAUCAACCUCGACGGCUUCUUCGGCGACCUCCCGAGACCGGCGACGUCAUCGGCGCUUACUCCUCGACGAUCGCGUCGUCGUCGUCUCCGGACUCGGGGCUCUCGUGGUUCGACGAGAUCGAGAACAUCCUGAUGAAGGACGAGGAUGUCCACGUGCUUGCUGAGCCGGGGGCUGAGCGGGCCGUGCCGGAGGGACUCGAGCUUCCCGCGGACCUUCGCUUCCCCGGCCCCUCGCCGCCGGCUUCUCCCCGCCUCCUGCAAGAUGCGGCAGCGCGGCCUCAGGUGCUCCGCUAG
Eucalyptus grandis is the source of this 2235-nucleotide messenger RNA. RefSeq names its product receptor kinase-like protein Xa21. Gene Ontology annotation, cellular component: plasma membrane. Gene Ontology annotation, biological process: protein phosphorylation. The record is from RefSeq and is a predicted model, not a curated record. Bases 1 to 2235 code for a protein of 744 amino acids. The transcript is spliced from 4 exons. Gene Ontology annotation, molecular function: protein kinase activity; protein binding; ATP binding. NCBI's taxonomy places the organism in Eukaryota, Viridiplantae, Streptophyta, Magnoliopsida, Myrtales, Myrtaceae.